Adelges cooleyi (spruce gall adelgid) is the source of this 913-nucleotide messenger RNA. RefSeq lists its product as uncharacterized. The coding region runs from base 97 to 513 and encodes 138 amino acids. The transcript is spliced from 4 exons. Gene Ontology annotation, molecular function: protein binding. Lineage: Eukaryota; Metazoa; Arthropoda; Insecta; Hemiptera; Adelgidae. The record is from RefSeq and is a predicted model, not a curated record.
UCAACCGGUGUUGUUUUUCUGUAAAAUUAAAACUUAAAAUGUCACUUUGGCUACUGUUUAAUGUGUAAACAAAUCUGUUUAAAAUAAAAUUACAAAAUGGAUAAACUCGAAGGCCAGAAUUCACAUAGCCGUUCGUUUGAAGUUGUCAAGCAGCGUCUGGAACAAAAUUCCACCUGGAACGACCUUCUGUCGAAAGUACGAGACGAAGUCAUCGAAGUACUCGAAACCGAUGGCCAAAUCGCCGUGGCCAAAGAAAAACCCAAACAGACCGAAACCGUCGAGCUGAUAAACGGUCUAGUGUCGGAAUACAUGAAGUGGAUGGGUUACGGUUUGUCCGACAGAAUGUUCGUCAAAGAAUCGGGAACGCAACCCAGGAAGAAAGAUUUUCGCAAACAAAUGGCGUCUCAACUCGAUCUCGAAGACACCGAACAAUCGUCGAAAUUGCCUCUACUAACGGUACUGAUCACCAUGUUCAAGAACAAAAACAUAAAUAUCGACGAGCUCAACUUUUAAGUCGGCCAGGUUCGAUUGUGCCUAAUCAUUAUUCGUAUUGCCCAUGUCGUUUGUUAUAUUAAAAUAUGUAUUAUUGUUACAUUUUUUUUUUUUUUUUACAAUAAAACUAUUACUUUGAUUAAUUUAGUUCGACGACAUUUGGCGUGUUUGGCAAAUGUUUAGUUUGUUAACUCAGUUGUUUAUUGAAUGUUCGUCUAAUCGCUAAUCGUCUGUUACGAGUAAAUAAAUUGUACACUUGUAAUUUUAAUUUAUGAUCUUUUCAACUGUAAUUUGUGCAGUUAAAGCAAAGUCAAAUAUAAAAGUAUUAUUAUUUCUCAAAAUUUAAACAAAUGAAUAAUUUGUCACAAAGUCACGGCUAAUCGUGCUCGGUAGUUUAUUAGCAGAAAAAAAAAAACAUUAA